Messenger RNA from Tarenaya hassleriana, 789 nucleotides. RefSeq lists its product as uncharacterized. The transcript is spliced from 2 exons. The record is from RefSeq and is a predicted model, not a curated record. Bases 98 to 496 code for a protein of 132 amino acids. Lineage: Eukaryota; Viridiplantae; Streptophyta; Magnoliopsida; Brassicales; Cleomaceae.
UUGUUCUUUUCUUCCUCCUGGAACCAUCCCGUGUCUGAAAUGCAAACACAGUCGCUUCGGUCCACGACAACUUGACACGUUUGCGACACUGGCCUCGAUGCAUGCAUGUGGAUGGAUCUCAAGGUACUUGGGGUAUGCAAGGACGGAGAAGGAAAGAAUAGCCCGGGUAACAGGAGAUGAUCUUAUGGACAACCCGUGUUCAGAGCAUGCGGUUCGUCGAGACCUCUUGUUGCUCGAGAACCAAAUCCCUUACUUCAUCCUCGAGAAACUGUACGAUGCCGCGGCGGCCAAAGGGAAGUUGUCUGGUGACAUGUCCUUACGCCAACUCGUCCUGAAGUUCUUCGAUGUCCCAGCUGAGAUCAAUGAAAACACAAAGUUCAAUCAUUUCGCGGAUUUCAUGAGGUGCUUCUUCGUGGAGACCCUCGACCUCACGGAACACGAGCGGAAGAAGAUUGAGGAAAAACGGCCCAUCCGUCGCAUUACGACAACUCAAUGAACAGGUCAUUCGCCAAACUCAGGAGCGUCUACUUCUCCGACCUUUGGACGGGGACAGCCGCUGUCGGCGCCACCAUUCUCCUCCUCUUGACUCUCAUUCAGACGGUGGCUUCGGUCAUCCAGCUUUUUCAGAAAGGAACAUAACAAGUCAUUCGAGUCGAGGGGUGGACACAAUGUAGCUGCUAACGGGCCUUCAAAUAAAGCCCAAUAGCCCAAACUUUGUUGCAUGUUGGCUAUCAAAAUUAUUUUAAAGUUGGCAUGGACUAGUGCCUCGUAUUAUUUAAGUAAUAUACU